AUGGAGACUUCUCUGAAGUUUGAUGGCGAGCGCUAUGAAGUUGCUGUCCCGUGGCGAGACGGAAAGCCAAACCUGCACGGAAACUUUGGAUACGCGGUCAAAAGGCUCGAGAGGACCGAGAAGUCGUUGAAGAAGGCGGGGAAGGAGCUGCUGACGGACUACGACGCCGUCUUCAAAGACUACCUCUCCAAGGGCUACAUGAAGAAGCUUGAAGACUCAGUGAAUGUUCUCUGCUGGAUCCGCAACGACGUCAGCAGGUUCCAGAGCUUCGUGGCACACCGGGUGUCGGAAAUCAGAGACACUACAGAGCCAAGACAGUGGCAGCACGUGCCCGGGACAAGAAACCCAGCCGACCUGCCGACCAGAGGCCAGAGCUUGGAUGAGAUGGCCCAAAGCAAGAUGUGGUGGGAAGGUCCGGACUUCCUGUGUCAGCCACCCGAUUAUUGGCCAGAGAAGAAAGAUUUCUCACAGGAGAAAUUCGACAGAAGUGAAGAUCGACAGACAAAACAGGUGAAGAACACGCAGAUGAAGAAGCUGGAAAAGGAGUCACGCCUUGAUCCUGCUCGUUUCUCAUCUUGGGUGAAGUUGGUGCGAACCACGGCUUACGUGCUAAGAUUCGUGUCGAAUCUGAAGACGAGGUCCGGCCGUGACCUACAGCUGACCUCAGACGCCUCAUUGGUGCAUCCAUUGGAUCCAUCUGAGCUGAAGACGGCGGAGACGUUCUGGGUGAAGCUGGCUCAAAGUGAGUUUGAAGAAGAGAAGCGUCAGCUCGUGGCUCAGGCAGGCCACUCCGCCACAGGAAAGCGGCCAAGGGAGCUAAAGGACAGCAGCAUUCGACGGCUAUCUCCAUUCUUGGAUGGCGAUGGCAUUCUUCGAGUCGGUGGUCGCGUGCGCCGGUCAGAUAUACCGUUCGAAGCAAGACACCCAGCGCUGUUACCCAAACAGCACGCCGUGACUUGUCUCAUCAUCGAGCAGACACACAAAGACGCAGACCACGAGAUGGGAGUGGAGCACACCAUUUCCGAGCUGAGGCAGCGGUUCUGGAUCAUCGCCGCAAGAGAAGCUGGCAAACGACCCAUACGCACCUGCCCGGAGUGCAUCAGAAGACGGCGCCAGCCAGAAGCACAGAAAAUGGGCUCGAAGCUACCCAGUCAUGCGCAACCAACGCAGUCAGCAUUCAGCCACAUUUCGGUGGACUUCGCCGGGCCCUUUGAGACUCGUCAGGGCCGCGGGAAAACAAGACAGAAGCGGUACUUGUGCGUGUUCUACUGUCUGCUCACGAAGGCCAUUCACUUAGAAGUGGCGUACGGUCUGGAUACCGACAGUUUCCUUCGAGCCUUCAUGCGAUUCAUAUCAAGAAGAGGCAGACCGAGCCACGUGACGUCUGACAACGCCACCAACUUCGUCGGAGCAAGCAAGGAGAUCAGGAAGCUACUGCUUCAGCUUGAUGAAGAUCAAGUCAAAGACAAGACAGCGCACCUCUACAUCAAGUGGCACUUCAUCCCGCCGGGAGCGCCUCACUUCAACGGUGGAUGUGAGGCAACAGUGAAGUGUGUGAAGAGGAGCCUGCGCAAAACGCUGCAGAGUGCAGACCUGACUGAUGAAGAGCUACAGACUUCUUUCUGUCGUGCCGAGGCGCUGCUGAACUCUCGGCCAAUCACAGCGGUGUCGUCCGAUCCAAAUGACGGCCCUCCGCUGACCCCGGCGUCGUUCCUGCUGGGUCAUAAUGAAGUUGACCUGGCACCGACCUCCUGUAACGACCGCAACUACCUGAAGCGAAGGUGGCAGCGGCUGGAACAACUCAACAGGGAAUUCUGGCGCCGCUGGAUCCGAGAGUACCUGCCGAGUCUGCAAGCCAGACAGAAAUGGACCGAGGCUUCACGGAACAUCCAAGAAGGCGAAGCAGUUCUGCUCGUCGACCAGACCGUGCCGCGCGGCUCGUGGCCCCUGGGAAGAGUCACCGCCACGUUCCCCGGCCCGGACGGACUGGUGCGGGUCGCUGAGGUCAAAACGUCAAAGGGCGUCUACAGGAGACCAGUGACGAAGAUCGUCAGACUGGAGCUGGAUCAGUGA
Molecule: messenger RNA, 2073 nt
Organism: Amphibalanus amphitrite
Lineage: Eukaryota; Metazoa; Arthropoda; Thecostraca; Balanomorpha; Balanidae
Exons: 2
Coding region: 1-2073 (690 amino acids)
Biological process (GO): DNA integration
Molecular function (GO): nucleic acid binding
Source: RefSeq, a predicted model, not a curated record